This is a messenger RNA of Pseudo-nitzschia multistriata, 2191 nucleotides long. Lineage: Eukaryota; Bacillariophyta; Bacillariophyceae; Bacillariales; Bacillariaceae. The record is from the annotation of a GenBank genome assembly.
AAAAAGAGUCUUCCCUUCGAUUCCCUAUUGAGAAGGCUCUUUCAUAUCACACAACACGUAUAUUCAACCAUACAUUCAGAGUAAGACUUGCAGAUUUUUUCAUCUAUCUUGCUCUACUAAUUUCAAUCCGCGGAAUCGUUGUUCGCUCUACUCAUCAGCCAAUCUAACAAUCGACAAUCGUCUCUUCGCGGUAUAGAACGUGACUCAAGUCGAAACGAUAUCACAUACUGAUAGUACACAUCGUACCCCUUAAAAAUGUCCGACGACGAUUACUCAUACGAAUACUCUGAAGAGGAAGACUAUGAGAUCGGGGAUGAUGAUGAUGACAUGGAUUGGAAUUCCUCCGCAACUUGUACCAUUGCAUCUGAGAAUCCGAACGCGGCUCCCACACUUGGCCUUGCAGGUAAGUUUGAAAGAAAUUUAAUAAUAGUUGUGUGAGCCUGCAUCAUUUUUGUAGUUUGUUCCCGUCUUUGCACGAGCAACCUAGAACGCAUCGUUUUAUUCGUUCGUUCAUCCCUAACCUGUUUGUUUUCUCUGCUCUGAAACUACCAUUCCUCUUUCACGAUAUAUUCACUAACCACUGAUACCGUACUCGGAUGCGCCAACUCUAAUUUGAAUCCUGGAAAUACAACAAUGACACGAAAGGAGUCUUGAACGGAAUCCGAAUCUCACCCGCGGAUGAUCUCCGUCCAGAGAUGAAGCGUCGUCUCAAGGAAGUGACAGAAAUCUUGGAUAUUCCGGAAGCGGCUGCUUCCGUGCUUCUUCGUGAACACAAGUGGUCGAAAGAACAGCUGUUCGAAGUCUUUUAUGCAGAUUCAGAGAAGUUACUAAAGAAGUGCGGGGUCUCCAACCGCUGCGACCCCAAAGAUCCGAUGAAGACAGAUCCGGACGACGACAACUGCUGCCCAAUUUGCUACGACGAUAUGGAAGAUGGUCAGAAAAUGUCGAUGCCUUGCGGACACGAGUUUUGCAUGAGUUGUUGGCAUGAUUUUUGUGCUAACGCUAUUGAGCAAGAGGGACCCUCUUGUGUUUAUGUGACAUGUCCCGAGGCCACCUGCACAGAAGUCGUGACCGAGGUUGAAUUUCAGAAGGCGGCACCGGAUUACCUCCAGAAGUUCCAAACCUAUCAGCUUCGCAAUUUUGUUGAGUCCAAUAGGCUCACUCGCUGGUGCCCGGGCAAAGGAUGCGAUCGUAUCGCUUGCGCUCCCACAGCUUCGGCGAUGGAACAAGACGGCAACGUUGCCAAUUGCGAUAGCUGUUACACUAGUUUCUGCAUGGUUUGCGGCGAGGAACCACACGCACCUAGUGAGUGCAAAGACUUGGCAAAAUGGAAUGAAAAAUGCCGCAACGAAUCGGAGACAGCGAAUUGGAUUCUAGCCAACACCAAAUCGUGCCCGAAAUGUGCCAGCCGGAUAGAGAAAAACCAGGGCUGUAACCAUAUCACUUGCCAAAGAUGCAAACACGAAUUCUGCUGGAUCUGUUCUGGAGACUGGGCGUCUCACGGAGCAAACACCGGAGGAUACUACAAAUGCAACAGAUACGAUCCAAAGAGUACUGAGACGAACGAUAAUUCAGCUGCUGCAAAGGCGAAGCGAGAACUCGAUAGAUACCUCCAUUACUACAAACGGUAUCAUGCACACUCGGAGGCCCAAAAAUUUGCAAAGAAACAGCUCAAGGAAACCGAAUCGCGUAUGGUGAUGUUGCAGGAAUCAUCGGAUAAUUCCAAGUGGACAGACGUUGAGUUUCUCAAGACGGCCAACGAGCAGCUCGUAGAGUGUCGAAAAGUACUCAAGUACACUUACGUUUAUGCAUACUACAUGAAUCCGAAUGACACGCUACAGAAGGAACGCUUCGAGUAUCACCAAGAGAUGCUCGAGAAAUUUACUGAAAAUCUGAGUGAACAAUCGGAGAAGCCUCUGGACAAGAUGGACCGAACCGAUGUCGUUAAUCAAACGCGGGUUGUUGACCGUUUUAUGAAGAAUAUUCUGAAAUAUGUAGAUGAGGGUAUGGAAGGGUGAUUUUUGAUUGGCACGUAUUAAUUUACUCAUUUAUAUUUUGGGAAUCAUUGGAAACAAACUUAAAAGGACGAUGGCACCAUUCGAUACACAUGGUCUCGAUAUAUUCGUAUUCUUUACUCUUUGAUGGCUAUACGAGACUUUUUGUGAUGUAAAAUUAAAAUAGACUUAAUUUG